ACAAUCAAAAGUAUCAGUUUUCCUAUUUUUCUGCCUUCUUAGCAGCUCCCAACAUGAAGAUCACCAUCCUUGUCGUUUUCGUCAUGACUGUUGCUGUCCAAGGUUACCAGUCUUACAGAACAUCUGAAUACAACUCACCUAUGCCGUACAGUUUUUCUUGGGAUGUUAAUGACUAUGCCUCCAAGAACAAUUACGCCCAUUCCGAGAGCAGUAACGGCAAGGCAGUCACCGGCUCUUAUCGUGUCGCUCUCCCCGACGGUCGCACUCAGAUCGUUACUUACAGAGCUGACCACAAUGGAUACGUCGCUGAUGUGAAGUACGAAGGAGAGGCGAAAUAUCCUGAAUACAGGCCAACACCAUCGUAUUCUUUCCCGGCUUACCAAGCUCCUGCUCGAUCCUACUCUAUUCCUGCCUACAGAGCUCCAGCCUAUGCUACUUAUAGUGCUCCGGCUUACGCGGCGCCUGUUGCUGUUCAAGGAAAAAGAGGUUAUGUUGCUGCGCCAGGCUAUAACACUCAGCCUACAUCUAUCGCAUACAGAGGCUAAAUAGUCGUAGUUAUAACAUAAAUUUCGUAUUGCAACAGAUAACUACGUGACGUCGAUUUAGAAUUUAGAUUCACGUCUAUUGAAUAUACUAUGCCACUACAUGGGAUGAUAAAAUGUUUAACUAAAGAGCUGUAAGAUACUCUUCUAUAUCCGAUUCGAAAUAAAAUUUAUCGUAUCUCUUAAAA
Molecule: messenger RNA, 730 nt
Organism: Daphnia magna
Lineage: Eukaryota; Metazoa; Arthropoda; Branchiopoda; Diplostraca; Daphniidae
Product: cuticle protein 18.6
Exons: 3
Coding region: 54-545 (163 amino acids)
Cellular component (GO): extracellular matrix
Source: RefSeq, a predicted model, not a curated record